AUGAAUAAACAGGAGCAAGAUUUACCUUUAAAAGCUGUUGCUUGUGAAUUAUUGGACAAAAUUGUUUUGAAGCAAUUGCACUUAAUGGAAGAAAAAAUGCGUUGCGAAUUAAACAUUGAAUCCAGCAUCAAUAAUGGGAGUAUACAUUUAGCUAAGUCACGAUAUAUCAUGGGACAGAGUUCGGUGAGUACUGCGCGAUUACCUACAGAGAGUAGCUCAGAUUUCUCAGCAUCUACAGUGUGUGAAACUGCUGAAGAAGAUGGAGUUACGCAAUUAAAGGUUGUAGAAAACGAAGCAGAAGAUACAGUAAAUCCACUCCGCUGGUUUGGCGUUUUAGUUCCUCAAAAUAUGCAUAAAGCUCAAAGUAUAUUUCAGAAUGCAAUUAACUAUGUAGUUGAAUGUGUCAAUGUCCAAUUGCAAAUUCAGACUAAUCUGAAAAAUAUGGAGGUGUUAAGAAGUUACAUUAGUUCAGAGAAGUUGUCCUCAUAA
This is a messenger RNA of Arctia plantaginis, 489 nucleotides long. The record is from the annotation of a GenBank genome assembly. NCBI's taxonomy places the organism in Eukaryota, Metazoa, Arthropoda, Insecta, Lepidoptera, Erebidae.